Messenger RNA from Microthlaspi erraticum, 609 nucleotides. The record is from the annotation of a GenBank genome assembly. Lineage: Eukaryota; Viridiplantae; Streptophyta; Magnoliopsida; Brassicales; Brassicaceae.
AUGACUACUCCUGUAUACCUCAGCGCUCACCUGCAAAAACGAGGGCCAGUUUUCAGCCAUUUGCCGCUGUCAGAAUCAUUUCCUCACGCUGUCAGGACGGAGCCAAAGUCUAUGCAUCAUCGCCAAAUACCGGCGCACACCCCGUGGCAUAUAGCGGCACACACGCUGUCCGUCUCUCUGUCAAGACGCCUGCCUCUCUUGCAAGACAUCUGGCUCGUCAAGCCACCGACGAUGAAUACCGUCCUCACCUUAGUCUAUGAAGUCGGAAUUCGGAAGCAGAUCUGGAUCUGGAAACGAAAAGGCUCAUAUCUACUAACCGGGAAGGCUAAGAAGAAAAAGGAUGACAGAUUCGAGAAGAGAACGCGAAGGAGAGCGUUUCUGGUGAUUUCGGCAACUUUCCGGCGACUGCGACUUUUCCGGCAAACUUUCCGGCGGCGGUCAACUCCGGCGGUCAACGGUCAACUUCGGCGGUCAACGGUCAACGGUCGGCGGCGCAACUCCGGCGGCGGCUCCGACGACAACUCCGGUGACUGCUCUGGAGAAAAUUGGGCAGAGUUUUGCUGGGAAUUUAUGAAUGAGGUUUUCAGAGGCAAUGACCUCUUUUUAUAG